Solea senegalensis (Senegalese sole) is the source of this 3368-nucleotide messenger RNA. RefSeq names its product heparan-alpha-glucosaminide N-acetyltransferase (gene hgsnat). The transcript has 18 exons. The record is from RefSeq and is a predicted model, not a curated record. Lineage: Eukaryota; Metazoa; Chordata; Actinopteri; Pleuronectiformes; Soleidae. The coding region runs from base 18 to 1994 and encodes 658 amino acids.
UUCUCGCUCCCACUACAAUGUCAAAACAAGGGAAGGUCGGAAGUAGAUUAAAUUAUGGAAAAAAGUCAAAAUACCCAUCCUCUGGUUUAGGGGUACAACGGGGACCACUGAAAGAAAUGACACAAUCCCAGAAAUGUAUGUUUUCAUGUGCGGCCAUUGCUCUGAUUGUGGCCGUUUGCGUGGCACCACUGACAGCUGAAAUAACUAUAUCUGGUUUUCAUCACCAAAAACACAAAGACUUAAAGAUGGAUGAGGCAUUACUGACAGUCAGCAAUGAGCUGGACAUUGGGCUGGUGGUGUCCUGGAAAUCCGAGCGCUGCUACCAGUGUUUGUACCAGCAGCUUGGGGCGGUACCAGGGGCUCCCAGUCCUGGUCAGCUUGGUUCAGUUGACUUUGUUGUGAGCACACAGCAUGAAAUCACACUACAGCUCAACAGUACUGUCAACCUGCAGCUGUGCAUGGUUCCAUUCCACUUUGGGGAGCAUGGAAACUACUCUCUUUGGGUGAAAAAUCUGAAUGACUCCUCAGUGGUCAACUGCUCUGUAGUGACUGAUACAGAACCCACCAACAGCUACAUACCAAUAUUGGUAGCUUUCCUUAUAUUUGGUGGACUGUUUUUGGUGUCAGCCAUCGGUAGAAUAAUAUUAAGGCUCGAUGUGGUGAAGAGUAUCCUCUUCCGAUUGGGUGGCUCCAUGGAAACAGAAAGGCUCAUCAACUCUGAACUGGGCUUCCCUGGCAGGACUGUACCACCACUUACUGACAAUAUCCUUCCUCCACCACCCAGACCCAGCAAGAGGCUGCGAUCUUUGGACACAUUCCGAGGGAUUUCCUUAAUCAUUAUGGUGUUUGUGAACUAUGGAGGGGGGCGAUACUGGUUCUUUAGACAUGAAAGCUGGAAUGGUCUUACUGUUGCAGAUCUGGUCUUCCCUUGGUUUGUGUUUAUAAUGGGGACAUCAGUUGCACUGUCAAUCAACUCCCUGCUGUGUGUUGGCUCAAGCCGAGGCUCGCUGCUGAGGAAAGUUGUGUGGAGAAGCCUGCAGCUCUUCAUCAUCGGUGUCAUCAUUAUCAACCCAAGCUACUGUCAGGGAGCAUUAUCUUGGGACAACCUGCGGAUCCCAGGUGUUUUGCAGCGCCUGGCCUGGUCUUAUCUGGUUGUAGCCUGCCUGGAUCUGAUGGUGGCUAAAGGCCACCUUGACUUCCUCACAACGCUUCCAGCUACUUGGUGGUCUCCUUUCCUUGACAUCUUGAUGUACUGGCCCGUUUGGCUGUGCAUGGUCUUCUUAGAAAUCAUCUGGCUGUACCUCACUUUCCAACUCCAUGUACCAGGUUGUCCAACAGGGUAUCUGGGCCCAGGUGGGAUCGGGGACAUGGGCCUGUAUGCCAACUGCACCGGAGGAGCGGCCGGUUACAUUGACCGUUGGCUGUUGGGAGAAAACCACAUCUACCAGAAUCCCUCGUCACGGGUGAUCUAUGCAACUCACAUGCCAUAUGAUCCUGAGGGUGUUCUUGGCAGCAUCAACUCCAUCCUCAUGGCUUUCCUGGGAUUACAGGCAGGAAAAAUAAUAUUGCACUACAGAGACCUCCACACAAGUAUAAUGUCGAGGUUUCUUAUAUGGGGUUUCUUUUUGGGAGCCAUUUCAGCAGUUCUGACUAAGUGUUCUACAGACCAGGGCUUCAUUCCUGUCAACAAGAACUUAUGGUCUCUGUCCUAUGCGACAACACUGGCCUGUUUUGCCUUUGUGCUGCUGAUGCUUCUCUACUAUGUAAUUGAUGUGAAGAAAUGGUGGUCAGGAGCUCCUUUCUAUUACCCUGGUACAAACUCCAUCCUUGUGUAUGUGGGCCAUGAAGUGUUUGAGGAGUACUUCCCCUUUCGUUGGCGCAUGGCAAACAGCCAGUCCCAUGCUGAACACCUCACCCAGAACUUAGUGGCUACUUCCUGUUGGGUGAUUAUCUCCUAUGUGCUGUACAGAAAGAAGAUUUUUUGGAAAAUUUAGAAUUUGGACCUGUGACUGGUGGAUUUUUCAGACAGCAGGGGACACUGUUUACAUCAGAAUUGCUGGAAUUCUAUUAUGAGUUCUAAUAUUGGAAAAAUUACUAUGAUUGUGUGUGUCUAUCUUUCUCUGAAGAAAUAUGAGGUCAAUUUGUCAAACAUUCUUUUUUAAAAUGUGUAAUCACUACUUUAUAUGAUUAUAAAAUGUAGUGUAUUUUUUUUUUUCAAAGAUAUGAAGCAUCUGCCAAAUGUCUUUACUGGCUCAGGAAUAACAAUUUUAAGAAUUUGAUAAUCUAGCGUGUGACUGUGUUGUAGAUGCAGGUUUCAUUCCCCAUUUUUGUGCCACAAACCAAGGUUUUGCACAUGUGGGUUAUUGACUUCUCUUUUCUUUUGCUGCCAUCUUAAAUACAGCUGGACACAUACACACAGAACAAAUUAUUUAUACUCUAAAGGAAAGGCUAAGAAGAGUGCUGACAUUUUUUCCACUCAUUUGGUAAACAAAAGUGAAAUUGUGUGUAAGUGUUGUGUUUUGAAAUAAUCCUGCAAUAUGUAAGUGUUCAGUUGUCUAUGUAUAGAUUUGCUGUAAUGCUCAUGUAUCAUUGCCGGUGAGAAGGUCUGCACAAGUGCAAGUGUGUUUGUUUAAUUUAGUUUUUUUACAAUCCUCCUCACUUCCCUCACACUCUGCAUGUUUUCUUAACAAGGAUUUUGUAUUUGAUGUGAUAUCGUGCAGAGGGGAAGUGAAAAUGACUAUUGAAACCACUGGGGUCUUUCUAGUUCAUUAGGUUUUGCGAAAACACAAGUCACAGAUUUGAAUGUUUAUUUUCAGUUGACAGAACUCUCUUUACCAAAGUUUGCCAAAUAGCAACCAUUUCUUUCACAUUUUGUCAAAAAUGUCAUAAAUUCUGAGGACACGAGUCUGCUGUAUGAGGUCCAUUUACCAUAGUAUUAUUCCACAAUACAUUAUACAGUCAGAUUUAAUUUCAGUAGCAAUGCAAACUACAGACUCAAAUAACCAUUAAAUUAAAUCAACACUAACUGUUUCAAAGGGAGGAUUUGUUUAUUUAGGUAGGUGUACCUACCUUAAAUUACCCACAGGGUGUGUAUUUGAUGUCUUAUCUUGCAAAAAUUGUUCAGCCUCUGCCUUAGUAUGUAAUUCAUCUGAUUUGAUGCUCUUACUCCCACCAUAUCAUAUAAACAUACCCCUCCUGCUAUCAUUUAUCAAUAGACUUUGUAAAAUCAAAAUGCUGAGAUUUAUUUUUUGUAUUAUUCCUCAUAGUUCUCAUAAACUAAUGAAAUUCAUUAUCAGACUUUUCUAAUGUUUUUUUAAUCAUAUAUUUAAACACUACAUUUAUAUUACAAUAAACCAUGUUCCAAAUGA